Pungitius pungitius (ninespine stickleback) is the source of this 2294-nucleotide messenger RNA. It is a transcript of the gene fsbp, whose product is annotated as fibrinogen silencer-binding protein. The record is from RefSeq and is a predicted model, not a curated record. Bases 461 to 1417 code for a protein of 318 amino acids. The transcript is spliced from 2 exons. NCBI's taxonomy places the organism in Eukaryota, Metazoa, Chordata, Actinopteri, Perciformes, Gasterosteidae.
GUGCUGUGCUUGGUUUGGGGUUUAGAGAGACCGAGCUGUAAGUAGGUCGGGCUGGGUUUAAGCGGCUUAGCUACGUCAGCCUAAGCUGGGAGGAAUUCAUCCAAAGCCCUCCGCGGUAGGCGGGGGCCUAAACGAGGCUGGCCUAGUUAAGCCUGAUUCUUAUUGUAUGCAGCACAGCCUGGUUUUGUUGUGCAACGUGGCUGAGGGACAACCAAGGAGCAGUGUGUGAAUCCAUACACAUUUUAGACAUAGUUUAUGUUUGAUUUAGAAGAAGGAAAAUGGGAAAUGUGUAGGAGUAAGGCCAGGGUUAGCUUCAUCACCGUGGACCAAGAGAAGCCAGCAAGCAGGGACAAAAAAAAAGACAGGUGGGAAGACUGAGGGGCCUUAGUGUUGAAUAUGGUUGCUGGACGGUAACAGCCAUAGACUCGACACGAUCUCGUUGAGUCUGCAAUGCUUUAAGAUGGCAUCCAGCUCUGUGUUUUUGUCUAGUAUGGUGGGUAAAGCUCGCUCCUCAAACUUCACCCUCUCGGAAAAGCUGGACCUGUUGAAGCUGGUCCGUCCUCACAUUCGCAUCCUGGAGGAGCACACCAACAAGCAUGCUGUCAUCGUGGACAAGAACAAGUGUUGGGACACUGUGGCUGAGCAAUACAACGCCUUGGGAGGAGACCGACCCCAUCGCACCGCUCAGGGCCUCAGGACCCUUUACAAGAGGCUAAAGGAGUCAGCCAAGCAGGAAGUGAUGCAGCGGAGACACGCCCAGCCAGAAUACAGAGCAAGCAUCUCUGAGCCAACCAGGAGAAUUAUGGAGAUGAUCCCUCACCUGUUUCACCAUGUGCCCAUCCAUGAAAAGGACCAGGCACUGCGCAGAUUAAUCUACAGCAAGCACAACUCUCCUGUCGAACAUCCUGGCAGCAGCUCCUCUCUGGCCGGACUCCAGGAUUACUCAGCAGCUGUCCCAAGUCUCCCCCAUGAGGUGGUCCAGCUGGACCCUGAAGAGGACGUUAAACCACCCCUAGACCUCCCCAUCCUCUCCACACUCACUGAACCAGGGCUGGACGGUAGCCAGGAGGAGGAGCAGGACUCGGACAGCGUGCAGGAUUUUGAAGCGUCGCUGUCUCCCGUCCCUUCCUCCGAUAACAUCCCCCUCUCCGCCUCCCCGCUGCCCUUAGGCCACGACCUCUACCCCAAUGACAUCUACCCGCACCACGAGCAUGACAGGCUUCGCCCACUGCACCUCGCCAAAGAGGAGCACGAGUUGGUGUUGGCCAAUCACAGGAAGGUUGCCGUGUACCUGGAGGAGAAGAGGGAGGGGCUGAAGAGGAAACAGGACCUGGAGGAGGAACUUCUGAGAGCCAAGAUCAAAGUGGAGAAACUAAAGGCUGCUAGACUGAGAAACGGACUGCCGAUUACUCUGUAAAGAGCAUGAGCGCGCACAUCUGGGUCCAGUGUUAGGAAGAGGGAGAAGGAGUGUUGAGAAGAAUCGAGGAGCAAUCUUGAGAUUUGUUUUUGCGAAUAUAGUGCCUCGUACAGACACAAAAGCCUAUUUGCUUAUAGCAGAGUAAGGCUCGCACGUGUUUCAGUCUGUUCAUUUCCGACAUUGACAUUCUGUCUCACUGACAGAAACAGAAGGAGAACUUUUGAACUGAUCGGCUAAAAUAGAUGAAAUAAAUGUGAACGUCCAGCUAUUUGGAAGAGAAGAGCUGCUUGUACCACGGUGGUGCUUCUCCUGCUUGGAUCUCCCAACAAUUUACAAUUCAUGAAUUGUAUUAAAGUGUUGACGAUCUACCGGUAUUAACUUUUAUGUUAUACUGGAGUGUGAGUUUGCCCAGAUCAUAUCAUUAUAUUAGUGCUCUUUUAAUUAUUUGUAAAGAAAAAUUCCCAGUAAUUGAUUGAAUGUUCCAAACUAAAAAAUCAUUCAUAGGUAACCGAACUAAGGCGCUUGAUCAAAGUUCUGUUGUUAAGAAAUGUAAAAAGUGUUUUGAAUAUUCGGAUACCCAGUACUGAAGCACAAGUCGAGGGCCUUAAUCACAAGAUGCUAAUGAUGACAAAUCCUUUUGCUGAAUUUACGAAGUAGUGAAAGAAAGCUGUUCAGGUGUAAAAAUCACUCCCGUGGGUGAAUUGAUCAAAAGACGGGAGGUAUGGAUUUGGUUCCACAAUGUAAUUGUUAUUUAAUGUGUGUGACUACAAUAUUAAUUGUAUUCUAGCGUUCUAUACAUGUGAUGUAAAUUUCUUUUACACUUUGUCCAUAUGUCAACCUUUUUCUAUUAAAGUAAAUUUGAUUUGCUUUCAGUUUU